Messenger RNA from Musa acuminata subsp. malaccensis (wild Malaysian banana), 1148 nucleotides. Its product is annotated as actin cytoskeleton-regulatory complex protein PAN1. Lineage: Eukaryota; Viridiplantae; Streptophyta; Magnoliopsida; Zingiberales; Musaceae. The record is from RefSeq and is a predicted model, not a curated record.
CGCGUGGAGAGUAUUUGACGGUGACGUCGACGGCCCCUCGGAGGUCUCCACUUCCCCCCUCGUUUUCGUCCUCGUCUUCCGAUGGCUUCUCCUCCCCCUCUUCCACCGACUUCCCACCCCUCGCUGCUGCCCGAGAUCGGCCCCGAUGGCAUCGCCAGAGAGUCCCCCAUCAUCGCUUACACCGAGAAGAUCAUCGAGGCAGAGCAGCUCCAGCUCAAGAGAUAUAUUCAAGAAAAUUAUUCUAAGAUUCGUGAAGUGGAACGUGAGCUAGAGUCUCUUACAUUGGAGUUGAAGCUUACAGCUGGGCCAAAAAAAGCAGCGCUUGAACACCUGCGAAAGAAGAUUGAAUUGUCAACUGAGAGGAUACAUAUGGCUAAGCUCAAGGAAGAACAAACUAAAAAGGCAUGGGAAGCUGCAGUUCAAGCUGUCAAAGAUGAGGAGGAUAUCAAGCAGCAGCUUUGUGAUGAUCUGAAUCAGCUGGUUCAAGAAAGCACAAGUACCCAAUAUUUAAGGUUGGAGGAGCUAAAAAGACGACUAGAAGCUCUCAACCCUAGCAGGAUUUCCUCUGAUGUUUCAGAUGGGAAGUUGAUGCAGCAGAUACCAAGCAAUGUUAUAGCUGCCACAAUCACACAGAAUCAACCAGUAGAGCGAAGAAUUCCUGAUGCAACUGCUCCUGCAACCAAUAAAACCGAGCCAGCUUCAGAUGCACGGAACCAACGGCCCGUGGAAGUGAAAGAAAAGAAGAGAACCAUGAAUUCUGGAAGAGCAAAGGGCAGCAUGCUCAUGCCAAAGGGAAGGGGACCUUCAGGGUCUGGCUGGACCGGUGCUGGAUUUGAUGUUGAUAGUGGGACAUGAUGGAGGAUUGGUUUCAGGCUCUCUCCAUGGCCACUUGAGAUUGUGGCUGCAUGGUAGGACUUGGAAAUUUAAUUGAGGUACUGUUCAAUCCUCGCUGUUUCUUCAAGGUUCAGUACAUGACGUUUUUUUUCCUCUCUCUAAGUCUCUUUUGGUCAAUUGGUUGUUCAAAGAAGAAUAUUUGCUACACAUUUGAUAUCUUGAUAGUCCCACUUUAACGAGAAAGCAAGAGUUGGCUUAAUGUAUAAGACUUGAACGGCCUACGAUUAAUGAUUUGAGUUUAAGCAUUCUGCACU